AACACACACAUACAUGCAGCCAGACCAGCCGAGCAGGCAAAUGAGGGAUGGACGCACUUCCACUCGCGCUCCGGAAUAAGCCAGUGACAUCGCAGAACAUACGGAGAACCUGAUAAGCCUUAACGAUUCUCACUCACCACGCGACCAGCGCGUCUGUCAGUAGGGUCACCUUCGUAAUUAACACGGGCGUCUUGUGGACGUGCGUGGCGUGCGUUUGAGUGAGCGAGAUACCGAUAUCCAUUUGGAGCGAGAGAGAAAGAAAGAGAGAGAGAGAGUCUGGAUAUAAGCAAGAUCCAACCCUCCAGACAGCAGCAGAAGCCGCAACCGGAGCCUGUCCUCCAGAGUAGCCAUCUAGCCUCACCCCCAGUCCCGCAGCCCCAUGCAGGAUGCCCGGGGGGGAGCGCUGGUCCUGGGGUGUCCUCCUGGUCCUGCUCAGCCUGAGUUCAUGACGCCCUGGGCGGCUUCAUCAUGCGUCUCCUACCCGCUCCAAGCGCCCAAUCUCUCCGGCUACUCUUUCUCUUUCUCUUCGUGAUGGGGGUGGCCCCUUCCCCAGCUCUUACUGCAGGCUGCCCGGACAGGUGUGUGUGUGACGACCAGCUGGUGGUCCAGUGCGCUGGGCAGGAGCUCACCCUCUUCCCCAACGACCUCCCUUUAGCCACCCGUCAACUCAUCAUCUCCAACAACCGCAUCGGAGAACUUCCAGCAUUGCAACUCAACUACCUGUCUGAUCUAGUUUACCUGGACGUCAGCAACAACACCCUGACGGAGAUCUCCGAGUCCACCUUCGGGAAUCUCCGGAAGCUGGCCUACCUUGACCUGUCCUUCAAUACACUGACCCAGAUUGAGGACCGGACGUUUGGACCGUUGUCUAGCCUUGUGAUGCUACGGCUAACAGACAACCCGGGGCUAAGUGAGAUCCACCCGGACGCGUUCUCAGAGAACAUGGCUCUGCAAGUGCUGGAUGUGAGCAGGAACAACCUGACGACGCUGAACAUCAGCUCUCUGAUCGCCCUGCCCUCUCUGCGCUCCAUGGGGCUCAGUGGGAACCCCUGGAGGUGUGACUGCGAGACUGAGGACCUCUGCCUCUGGGUCCAGAUAGAAGGAUUCAAGUUCCAAGACGAGGACGAGGGCCAGACAGUGUGCCAGGGGCCUCCGGAGCUGUCUGGGCAACGGCUGGCUGAAGUGGGCAUGCAGCUGAGGGCAGACUGCCACCAGGGCCUGGGCUACUGGGACUAUCUGUUCUUCAUCGCUAUCGGCUUCAUCAUCUUCAGCGCCGGCACCGUGUCGGCAUGGGUGAUGGGUGUCCUCAUGGUGCUGUACGAGAGAUACAGCAAGAGAAAGGGGGAAGACAUGGACAGUGAUGACGAGGAGGAGAGACAUAUGGGGGGAGGGAUGAUGGGGGGGUCAGGGGAACGGGGAUCUGAAUAA
This is a messenger RNA of Coregonus clupeaformis (lake whitefish), 1428 nucleotides long. RefSeq names its product leucine-rich repeat-containing protein 52-like. Gene Ontology annotation, molecular function: potassium channel activator activity; voltage-gated potassium channel activity; transmembrane transporter binding. The transcript is spliced from 4 exons. NCBI's taxonomy places the organism in Eukaryota, Metazoa, Chordata, Actinopteri, Salmoniformes, Salmonidae. Bases 469 to 1428 code for a protein of 319 amino acids. Gene Ontology annotation, cellular component: voltage-gated potassium channel complex. The record is from RefSeq and is a predicted model, not a curated record.